UAAUUGUCUUUCUUUGUUUUAUUUUCUUUCAAUUUAUUUAUUUUCCAAUCUUUUGAUUAAACUAAUCUUUGUUAAAUGGAAAAUAUGAGUUUCAAAGUUGAAACUGUGACAAGUAGUAAAUUGAAAGGAACAACAUGGGAAGAUGUUGAUAUUGGUGAUAUUGCAAUGAUUUUUAUUUCUUAUGGAAGAGUAGUUAGCCAUCUCCAAUUUUUAUAUGUCAAGGAUGGAAAAUUUACUCUAUCAAAGAGACAUGGUGAUACUAUAGAAAAUCUUGAAAUUAUCAAGCUGGAUUAUCCAUCAGAAUAUUUGAUUGGAAUAAAUGGUAGACAUGGAGUACUUGGACUAGAUAGAAUUUUGAAAACAAUUACAUUUGUGACAAAUAAAAAUUCAUAUGGACCAUUUCCAAAAAAUAAACCAACUUAUAUGGCAAGUGAAGAUACAGAAUUUAAUAUAAAUGCAUUGGAUCAUGGUUGGCUCAAUGGAUUUCAUGGCACAAUUUGUGGUAAUCAACUUGAAAGUUUUGGAGUUUACAUUAAACCAAUGCCAAUUAUUACAAUUCCAAAAAAAGAUAUUGAUUAUGACAAAAUUGAUGUUACUGAGGGUUGAAUGUGUAAAUUGUAAAAAUUCAUGUAUGUUCUUGUUAUAUAAAUAAAAUAAAGAUUUGUCAAAGUUAUAUUCA
Molecule: messenger RNA, 679 nt
Organism: Solanum lycopersicum (tomato)
Lineage: Eukaryota; Viridiplantae; Streptophyta; Magnoliopsida; Solanales; Solanaceae
Source: RefSeq, a predicted model, not a curated record